UACAUAAAUGCAACCACUUGUAAAUGCAUUUAUUUGUAAUGAUAAUAAAAGAGUACAGUAUCCAUACAUUAAAAAUGUAUAUUAAUAUCCAAUACUUUGCUGAGUUCGGUCGGGUUUCCCGACGAUGUCAAUAAGUUGUCAGCAUAAGCUACUGUACUGUGUUCAGUCAUGGCAGAAGGCCCAGAUCAGAGUGGACCAGGUGAAGAUCAUCUUGCGUUCACCAUCAACAUACGCAUCAGCCAACACCAAGACACACUUACGCUGGGUGUGUUGUUUGUUGUGCCAGGACAAAGCCUUAAAGUAACUUGUGAUGAUGAAAAUAUUGCAGAUGUGACCAUUGAUAUUGGCCGCAUAAGAUACAUUCACAGGGAGGUGAGGGAUACUAGUCCUACAUCCUUCUGGCAUGCUUCACCUUUCAUUAUUUCUUACUGCGAUGAGGAUGGAAUGGUGAAUAAUAUAUUUUUUAACAUGACAGAUACAAGUCGAGAAGAAACUUGCUUGUCAUGUCUGAAUGCUCUCAGGGGUAUUUUAAGAGCAAAAUAUGCUCACACUGGUGAAGAAACAGUGGACCAGAUCCUGAUGAUUUUGAACUAUCAGCCUUUGUUUAUUGGACAAGUCUACACCACGGUCAGCUCAGUUGGGGACAACCAAGGCAAUGUUGUAGAGGGUGCAGAAGCUUUGAAUGGGUUUGAGCCCCUGCGUGGGAAAGUGCUGCUUGUGAUGGAUAAAGAGGGAAUCUACCUGUAUGAAUCUUCCAUGUUGGUCCCUAAAUAUCGUCUCAUGUUCUGGUCAAUUGCUAACCCUGACAGCAUUGAGAGGGUCAAACUGACCUGUGACCCCACCACACAGGCCAACCGCAUCUCCCUCUUCACCAGGACGCACUCCUUCGAACUGGUGACUGAUCGGACCCUGGUAGACCAUAUUGAGAACACGAGGCCCAUAAAACAGCAUUUGUUGAGAGAUGUUGAAAUUCUGGUGAGCUCACUGCGGGAGCUGCAACCACGCCGAGGGGUGGAAGCUUCUGGGGACCAACCUCCCAGGCCCCACCAGUACCAGGCAUCUAGCAUUACACCAGUGAGACAUCAAUGGGAAUAUCAGGCAGACAAGUAUGUGGCAGACAGGAAUGAAGCCACCAAGCUGGAUGGCGAGUUGCAGAGUGCACUAGACCAGUUUGUCGGUAAUGAGGAGACAGAGAUGAUGUGGCUGGCCCUCGCCUUUGACCUCGAAGAGAUACAGUCCGAUGGCAAGAUUCCCCUCUCUGAUCAUCGCAGUGGUGGUUUGGACCCAGAUAAUGCAGAACAUUUGCAGAGAGCCUUAGAUGAUGUAGCUGAUCAGCUGAAAUCCAGACAGCUUGAGGUGGCGUUAUCCCGAAUCCAGUCCUGUCGGGAACUGUUCGGGGAGAGCAAACUGCUGGAGAUAUCGGCCAUCUUCAGGAACAAUGACGACACUGAACUGCUCAAAAAGAUCUACUUCAGGUCACUGUGUGCAUAGGUGAAAUCAAAACACCUGAAAUACAGGAGAUAAGGAUAAAUGCAGAAAAGGAACAUUUUUUAUUAACUACAUGAACAUGUCAUUCUGUUUGGGAACAAAUCAAGUUUAACAUAUUCUAUUUAAGUCUGCAUUCAUUACUCAUAAGGCAUAUAUACUUUUAUUAUAAAAAAAAGACACCGUAUAUUCUGCAGGGACCGAUUUUUCAAACAUCUUAAGUCUGUUAUAACACAAUUAAGCUAAGCUCACUAUUUUUUUCUAUAAUUUGUGAAAUAUUUGCUAUUUUCAAGUAUUUUCACUGUAAUCUGAAGGUAGCUGUCUGAUAAUCAUGAAAAGGAAAGUUUUAUUUAUCAAGUUCAUUUUAAAAUUAGAAAUUUUGCUGAACAAAAAAAGCUACUUAAUUCUGUGAAACUUUUGAGGAAUCAGGGCCUCAAAUAUUUGUAGAAAAUUCUCAAUGUGCUUUAUUACUAGUUUAGUUGUGAUAUUUACUGAAAAAUGCAUCUUAUUCACUUCAUUUAUUGUUAUUGCUAUAGUUUGUUAUUUUGUUUUGGAAAUCAUCCUUUCAUUAUCAUUUAUGCAAGAGAAAAAUGUCAAUGAAAUACCAUAAAUCUUUGAACUAAGUUUAAGUAUUAGGAAAGUAUUUCAUUUUUCAUAAAAUUUGUUCAGUGCUUUUUCAUUUUUUUUUCAUUUUAGGUUUUUGUUUGAAUGACAAACAUGCUGUAUAUUGACGUUGAGCUUCAAACCUUUUAGCACUUAAUUUAACCACUAUAGCUUUGUUAAGUGCAAAACUUUUAACGUUGGCCAUAUUUCAAAAAGUGGUCAUGAUAUUCAUAUGAAACUUGGUACACAUGUUGUGAGAAACAAAACACAGAUCUGUACAUGUAGCAAGGCCCAUAACACUGGCUUUUAUAAUUUUUAAGUUUUGAACCCCUUAUUUGUGUUUAUAUUUUAGUGAAGAAUUGAAUCCCUUCUAUGUGUAGACAUCAGUGUGAAUAAUUAAACACCUUCUAUCUGUAGACCUCAGUGUGAAGAAUUGAACCCCUUCUAUGUGUAAACCCCUGAGUGAAAUAUCAAACCCCUUCUUUGUUUAAACCUCAGUGUGAAGGAUUAAACCCCUUCUGUGUGUUAACCUCUGUGUGAAGAAUUGAACUCCUUUCUGGAAACAUUUAUGUGAAGAAUUGUACCUUUUCUUUGUGUUGGCCACUGUUGGAAGAAAUGAAUCCUUUUUGUGUUAACCCCUCUGUGAAGAAUUGAACCCUCUUCUUUGUGUUAACCUCUGUGUGAAGAAUUGAACCCCUUCUUUGUGUAAACCUCUGUGUAAAGAGGUGAACCUCUUCUUUGUGUAAACCUCUGUGUGAAGAACUGAACCCCUUCUAUGUGUAAACCUCUGAACCCCUUCUUUGUGUUAACCUCUGUGUAAAGAGGUGGACCUCUUCUUUGUGUAAACCUCUGUGUGAAGAACUGAACCCCUUCUAUGUGUAAAUCUCCAUGUGAAGAACUUAAACCCUUAUAUGUGUAAAUGUGAAAAACUGAACCCCUUCUUUGUGUUAACCUCUGUGUGAAGAGAUGAACACAUUUUUGUGUAAACCUCAGUGUGAAGAACCAAACCCCUUCUUUGUGUAAACCUCUGUGUGAAGAGAUGAACCCAUUUUUUGUAUAAACCUCCAUGUGAAGAACUGAAACCCUUAUAUUUGUAAACGUCCGAGUGAAGAACUGAACCCCUUCUUUGUGUAAACCUCAUUGUGAAGAAUUGAACCCCUUCUUUGUGUAAACCUCUGUGUGAAGAAUUGAACCCCUUCGAUAUGGUUUUGUACAUAUCAAUAAUCAUAUGUACAGUAUUAAAGCUUAAUACUGUCUCAAGUUUGAUGCUUUCUGUGAUCCUCUAUUUUUAUCCGACCUUAAUGUAAAAUCAGGCCAUAUUAUAUGGAACUGUUGUUUUUUUAUUUGAAUGUUGUUUUUUUGUGUGUUUAGAUUUGCUAUGUUGAUUUCAAUUUAAUUUUAAUUAGAGGCCAAAUGUAUGUGGUUUAUAAGUUAAAUCUGUUGUAACUCGAUGUUUAGACAUUUUUUUAACAUAUUACUUGUUGAUGGGCUCAUCAUUUAGAUCAAAGGAAUUGGCAGUUAUCAAUAUUUUUAGGUUACCAAAAUUAUGUUAAAUGGUUAUUAGACAAAGACUAUGUUAUGAUUUUAAUUCAAGAAUUAAAAUUUCUUAGUUAUUGAAGUUCUCAUGAAUUUGCUGUUUCAGAUUCAUAUGUGAUGUUCUUAUUAUACACAACAUAAUUAUGUGUACAUGUACUUCUAUUUUACUGUGUUCAGGAUUGUUUAAGUUCCUUCCGUAUUGUGUAUUCUUGUGUGCAGGUGUGUGUGUAGUGAGGAACAAAAUCUAGGGACAGUUUUACACAACCUCUUACUAGUUAUAAAAAAUUUCUCCUGUAGCAAGUUUCAAUUAAGGAUUAUUGUCGUACUUUCAAAAACCUUAAACCUGUAUAAAUGUCAUAAAUGGCAACAUUUUUAUAUUUUUUUAUUUUCUCAACUCUGUGGUCUUUUUAAAUACUGGUUAAAGACCAGUUCACUCAAAAAUGUAGAUAAUUAUGAAAUUAUGACACUAAGAUCAUUUUAAUGUACGACUUAAACCAACUAAAAUCCUUUUUGAAACCCUAACCCUAUUUUUACCAAGAAAUAAAAGUAGUAUGUCCUAUUAAGCAUUACAGUAUGCAAAUAUUAAGCAUUACAGUAUGCAAAUAUUAAGUAGGGCAGUAUGCAAAUUUUUAGUAAAACAGUAUGCAAAUAAAAUUAUUGAAAGAACAGUAUACAAAUAUUGUCAGAGUAAACCAGAAUGCAAAUAUUAAGUAGGACAGUAUGCAAAUAUUGGGUAAACCAGUAUGCAAAUAUUAAGUAGGACAGUAUGCAAAUAUUGAGUAGGACAGUAUGCAAAUAUUAAUGUAGGACAGUAUGCAAAUAUUAGGUUGAAGGGUAUGCAAAUAUUAGGUAGGACAGUAUGCAAAUUUUAAGUAGGACAGUAAACAAAUAUUAGGUAGGACAAUUUUUACCUAAAAGAGUUUCAAGAGUUUUAAGAUAUUCACAUAUAUCCUGGGUUUGUCUGAGUUUUACUGUUAUGUGCCAUAACCAUGUCCAUUUUUAGCUUUGUCUAUUUUAUUGUUAUGAUGGUUUGCAAUUUGUAUUAGUUAUAUACCUUAGCUAAGGGGAAUUGCAAUAGUCACUGUUAUAUUUUUAAUCAGAAAAUCAAUAAAUGAUUUAAGGGGACUGACCUUGACCUGGUUCUGUUAAUCUGAUUUUUAAGUUAUUUAUCAUAAUUGAAUUAUAUUUUGAGACAAAAAAGCAUAAAGACAUUCAAUGUCAGACAAUGUAUUGCGCGUUAUACUUUACAGUAUGAGUUGUGUCUCAGUAAAUUGUAGACAUUUUACAUAUUAUCUACAUAUGAUGUACAAAUACACUGUAACUUACCAGAUCUGAUAAGCCAUCUUUUCACUUACAUAUAUUUUCUUUAUAUGACGCACAAAUACACUAGACUAAGAAGAUGUGAUUAGAAAUCUUUUUCACUUACGUGUUAAGCAGUUAAGCUCACAGAAAUAAAAAUGCAUUCAAAACAUUUAACUUAACAUGGAUACAUGAAUAUAUUCACGGAGCACAGAGCAUAGAAUAUUGAAUGGACAUACAAAUGUCAUUCAAUUUUUCUAUCCAGCAAAAAUAACUCUUUGAGAUAUAUUUAUAAUUUGAAGUCAAAGCUUGAGGCAGGCUGAUAUUAGAUUAAGUUUAUGCAGCUCCAGUAAAUAUUCCCAAGUUGGGUAACCCAACCAUGGUGUUUGCACAAUGCCACUGCUCAACUUCUAUGUUUCCAAAUAUAGAUAAGCUCAUAAAGAUGCUGUGGUUGACACUGCUCGACGGCUAUGUUUCCAAAUAUAAAUAAGCUUAUAUAGGUGCUAUGCUGUCCAGAUCAUGAGUAUAAUUAUCAUCAUGAAACAUGCAACUCGGAAACUGACAAACAGUAACUCAAUAAUAUAACAACUAAAUUGACUAAAAUAUAUCAAACUUUUUAGGGAUGUACCGGAUAUUGUCUGUUGUAAGAAAAACUUUCAGGAAAUGCACAGUUAAGACAUGUUUUAUGCAAGUGUGCUUCAUUGCUGCUAUAUCUAGUUUUAUGGUACUACAUAUACCUAAUAUUAAGAUGUUUCAAUUUACUGACUUUUUAGAAGAUGUAAAAAUGACAUGUUUCUGAAAAUUUGAAUAAACCAUGUUUGUUUAUUUUAUUGCAAUAACUAGAUUCUAUGAUACACUGAGGAAUGCCUUUUAUAUAUCAAAUAAGGAUAGACAAGGCUAAAUAAUAAGCAUUUUGUUGACAAUUUUGAUUAUGUUGUGCAUACACAUUGGGCCGAUUGUUAAGAACUUUGUUAAUGUGAACAAGUUUGUUAUCACCAUCGUUGUUAAGUUUCAAAUCUUCAUUGCUCUGGACAUUUUAUGGACAUUUGUGAUCUGCAGUAUUUGUAACAAAAUUAUUGAAUUUUUUUAUAUAUGAGCAUAUCAUGAAACAUGACUUUCAAAACAAUGUCGUCAUUCAAUGUCGUCAUUCAUAUUGCUAACUAUAACAAAGUUCUGCACAGUUGGCCAAAUCAUGAAAGUCAAAUCCUUUUACUGUGAUAAUUUGCCAUUAAAUCUUUUUUUUUUUUUUUUAAAUAUCACCUUUUUUAGCAAUUUUCUAUUCACUGACCUUUCAUCCAUAUUUUUUAAAUCAGGAUAUGUAUACAAUUCAUAUAUUGAUGUAUUUUUCAAUAUUUUGUAUUUUAACAAUUGACAAUCACUCUGUUUGGUCAAAGCUAUUUACCUGACAAAACUAUUAUUUAUCAAUUGUGUCAAUUGUCAAAUAAUGUUAACAUUCUGAAAGAGGUCAUUGUGAGUAUCAACUUGAAUGAUUAUUUUCUGAUAAAGCUUACCUGACAUAAUUUUGACAGGUAAAAGCGUUUGAAUGUAUCAAUAACACAUUGUGCAAUUGUAUGGUCAACCAUACCCAUAUAAGUGAGAGAUUGUCAUACCUGAGUGUUUCAUUGGAUUUUCAAUAAAACUAGAAAUUAA
Molecule: messenger RNA, 6573 nt
Organism: Mya arenaria
Lineage: Eukaryota; Metazoa; Mollusca; Bivalvia; Myida; Myidae
Exons: 9
Coding region: 169-1491 (440 amino acids)
Source: RefSeq, a predicted model, not a curated record